Prorocentrum cordatum is the source of this 1731-nucleotide messenger RNA. The record is from the annotation of a GenBank genome assembly. Lineage: Eukaryota; Dinophyceae; Prorocentrales; Prorocentraceae.
AAGGUUUUGGUUCAAGCCGUUCCUGGUCGAGGCUCAUUUCGACCUCGGACCGUUCAUUGGCUAGCGUAGGGACACCCUCUUCUCCAGGAUGAGCGCUGCCAAGAAGGUCACCGUGGUUGGCAGUGGCAACUGGGGUUGCGCCAUCGCCAAGAUUAUCGCCAAGAACUGCGCGCGCCACGACGAAUUCCAAAACGAGGUCACUAUGUGGAUGUUCGAGGAGCAGGUGGAGCACCGUGGUAUCAAACGCAAACUCUCCGAGGUGUUCAACGAGUCCAAAGAGAACGUCAAGUACCUACCAGGCAAGGUGCUGCCAGACAACAUCCGCGCCGAGCCUGAUCUGAAGAAGGCCGCGGAGGGAGCGGACAUCUAUGUGUGGGUAUUGCCGCACCAGUUCGUGCCGAGGACAGUCUCGAGCAUGGGCCCAGUCAAAGAGGGCGCAAUGUCUGUCAGCCUCAUCAAGGGCGGUCUCGAGCUCGAGGGCGGCAAGAUGGGCCUGUGCUCGGACGUGCUGCGCAAGCUGCUCAAGCACAACGUCUCGGUGCUCAUGGGUGCGAACGUGGCCAACGAGGUCGCCGAUGAGCAGUUCUGCGAGGCCACCUUGGGUACUGACGCGCCAGAGAAGGAUCAGAACCUCCUCGUCAAGCUGUUCGACUGCGCCACUUUCCGAGUGCGGGCGGUGUCGGACAUCGCGGGCGUUGAGCUCUGCGGCGCCCUCAAGAACGUGGUGGCCCUCGGAGCUGGCUUCUGCGACGGCUUGCAGUUCGGCAGCAACACUAAGGCGGCCAUCAUCCGGAUCGGACUGGAGGAAAUGACGACCUUCAUCCGGCACUUCCACCCGUCGGUGAAGGACAGCACCUUCCUCGAGAGUUGCGGCGUCGCCGAUCUCAUCACGACCUGCUUCGGGGGGCGCAACCGCAAGUGUGCCGAGGCGUUCGUGAAGGCGGGGGGCAAGGGCUGGGUUGACAUCGAGAAGGAGCUCCUCGGAGGCCAGAAGCUGCAGGGCACGCUCACGGCGCAGGAGAUCUGGCCGAUCAUCGAGGCCCACAAACUGACCUCUCGGCUGCCCCUGUUCACGACCAUCUACCAGAUCGCCUUCGAGGGCAAGGACCCGAAGAGCAUUGUGAGUCUAUCCCCAGCCAUCGAGGACGCGAACAAGCAAGAGAGUAAGUGAUUAUCACGGUCUCCCUCUUUCUUUCUCCUUCUCUCUCUCCCUCUCUUUCCCUCCCUCCCUCUCCCUCAUAAGGAUAUCCCCAUCCCGUUCUCCCUCCCCCCCGCGCCUGCGGGGACCCCCUCCCGGUCUCGACGGCGACCUGGGCCCGCAGUGCCCCAUCGGUCCUCGGGGGGCCCACGGGGGGGGCGGGCGCUCGUCUGGGUGGAGCCCUGCGGGCGUGCCGCGCUCGCCGUCUCCUCGUGGGCGUGCCCCGCGCCGGCGCGGCACCUCCGCGGCAGCGCGGAGCGACUUCUGCUCCUGCCCUCACACAGGCUCAGCCAGGCCGGUCGGCUGUCAGGAUCCUCUUUGGUGUGCAGGCUUCCAGAAGCGGGGGGGCUGAGAGCCACCUUCCGGUCUUCAGGCAGGCACGGCCCAGGAGCGUUUGCAGCAAACGGGCGCGGUUUCAUCGAGCGAUUGACAGUCAAAUUUUCCUCCAGGACGGGUGUCCACUACAGUAUGGUCUCGUGUUCAGGUGCAUUCGAUUGACAAUCGACUUGAGUGCUACCUCCUGGGAUAACAAA